Molecule: messenger RNA, 1719 nt
Organism: Lathyrus oleraceus (garden pea)
Lineage: Eukaryota; Viridiplantae; Streptophyta; Magnoliopsida; Fabales; Fabaceae
Product: peptidyl-prolyl cis-trans isomerase FKBP53
Exons: 3
Coding region: 378-1340 (320 amino acids)
Source: RefSeq, a predicted model, not a curated record
AACACGACUUUGUUCUUUUCGUUUCGUUUCGUUAUCUUCUCCGUCUUGUUUUACGUAACCCUAACUCCGAACACAACCAUUCUCUGCCUCUCGCCUCUUUAUUUCUUCUCCAAACCCUAAUUUCAAUUUACCCCAUUUUUCACAUUUUCAUCUUAUCACAGAUCUCAACCAGCUCCGAAACCACCUUUGAAUUUCAAUAUACAAACAACCGAUUCACGAUUUUCCCUAGAAAUUUUCGAUUUUAGUUGAUUCCGAUUCCGAUUCCGUUACUAUUUUGAUUUGAACCGACAAUACAAACCGAAGCUAUUACUACUGUAAUUAACGCUUAAACGCUUAAAGCAGUUUUUAUUUUGUUGUUGAAUUGUUGGUGAUUGACAAUGGUUGGUGGUGGAAGCAGAAGGGACGAUGGUUCGUUGGUAAUUAACAACACCAAUGUUUUUGCGGCGCUUGAUACCUUGAAGAAGAAGAAGAAAUCGGAUAAGGAGAGAAAGAGCAAGGGUUCCAAAUCGGUGAAAUUGGAAUCUGAAUCGGAUUCCAAAGUGUUUUGGGCUGUGGCCCCACUGAAUGCAACUUCAUGGGCUGAUGUGGAUGAUGAUGAUGAUUAUUAUGCCACCACUGCACCGCCUCAAUCUGUUUGGUCUGUUUCCGACCCCCAACACAGUGAGGACAAGCCAGAAAUUUUUGAGGAGACUGAGAGUGAGGAAGAUAUUUUAGACGAAGGGGAUGAGGAGGAGGAAGAGCAAGAUCAUGAACCAGAACCAGAGCACGAUGUGAAACCUGAACCUGAGCUUAAGAAGCAUGCUGAAGUUCCUGUGGUACCAAAGGAGGCAGAACGGCAACUCUCCAAAAAGGAAAGGAAGAAAAAGGAACUUGAAGAGCUUGAGGCUCUUUUAGCUGAUUUUGGAGUUGCACCGAAAGAAAGUAAUGAUGGUCAAGGUCAAGAGGAGUCACAAGGCGCAUCCCAGGAUAAGAAAGGUGCUGAUGGGGAUGUAGAUGGUGAAAAGAAAGAAAUCGUGGCAGAGUCCAAGAAUGCCAAAAAGAAGAAAAAGAAGGAUAAAGCUUCCAAGGAGGCAAAAGAAUCCAACGGUCAGCCCAACAGCUCAGAAACAAACAACAGGCCUUAUAUGGCCACAGGCACUGAAAAUGCAGAGGAGGAUCCAUCUGUUGUCGAUGUGAAAGAGCGUCUUAAGAAAGUUGCUUCUAUAAAGAAGAAGAAAUCUAGUAAAGAAAUGGAUGGUGCUGCUAGAGCUGCUGCACAAGAGGCUGCCGCAAGGAAUGCAAGGCUUGCUGCAGCAAAGAAAAAGGAGAAGAAUCAUUAUAACCAACAACCUGUGCGGUAAAAUAACCUUGCCCUACUUUACAUCAAUACAGGAAUUUGUAUUCCUUGUUCAUAUGAUGAUUCUGAAUAAGCAGUUGGUUUUAGGCUCUUGGUGACUACUACUAGUGGUAUUGCAGUGAAUCUGAGAUAUUGUCUUAAACUUUUUUGGAUUUGUGCUGUAAGUGUUAUAGACUCACAUUUUGGCACAUAAAAUUUUAGCUUAAAACUUUAGAUGAACUACUUUUUUGUGUAAUGGGGUUCUUAUGGCCUUGUAUGGUGGAUCAAAAAGUUUGAAUUGAGAGAAAUGCGCUGUGUUGCUGCUUAAAUUGGAGCAUUAGUAGAUUUUUGUUUUGGAGUCAAACAUGAAACUGGAAAUAUAGUGGAUCUCUAUGUUCUUGUUA